Molecule: messenger RNA, 1613 nt
Organism: Ooceraea biroi (clonal raider ant)
Lineage: Eukaryota; Metazoa; Arthropoda; Insecta; Hymenoptera; Formicidae
Gene: Syx5
Product: syntaxin 5
Biological process (GO): vesicle fusion; endoplasmic reticulum to Golgi vesicle-mediated transport; intracellular protein transport
Cellular component (GO): Golgi membrane; endomembrane system; SNARE complex
Molecular function (GO): SNAP receptor activity; SNARE binding
Source: RefSeq, a predicted model, not a curated record
GCAGGCUGUCAUGUGCGGUUAUGCGGACGUGUCCGUCAUCGCCGCCGUCGCCGUCGUCAUCGUCGUCGUCAUUGCUACAAUCUGUUGACGCGCGAGCGACGUUGGUUGUCGGGAUCGGCAGGACGCGCGCGUGGGCACGUGGCGACAGCUGAGAGGAUGCUGCGAUGCCAGCGCGCAGACGGUUCGGUGUCGUAGGAUCCCCCGAGACAACGGACCGCUUGGGAUUCGCAUCGAGAGCAUCGGGCAUCGGCCCACCGCUGCACCAUUGUCAGGAUGAGGACGACGCGCGCCGCGGACUGUUGAGCGAGCGAACGGAUGCGGGUAUCAUUGGCGACGACCUGGCGACGGACGGACUGCGAUCCACGGUGACGGUGACGAUGACGGCCCGCGACAGAACCACCGAGUUCACGAAUGCGAUCCGCUCGAUGCAGAGCAGGAACGCGGCGCGGGCCAGCUCCGCGAGCCAGCAGAACCCGCGCCGCGCGCGCCACGUACAGAGCUAUUCGCAGUUCAUGAUGAUCGCCAAGAAUAUUGGCAAGAACAUCGCCAGCACGUACGCGAAGCUGGAGAAGCUCGCCCUGUUGGCCAAGAAGAAGUCUAUAUUUAACGACAGACAGAUGGAGAUCGAGGAACUCACGAAUAUAAUAAAAACGGACCUGAAGAGCUUGAAUCUUCAAAUCGGGAAGCUGCAAGAGCUCGGAAAGUCUCAGAGAGCGAGUCUGGGGUCUUCUCAGAGCAAUCACAUCGCCUCGCACUCCUCUUCGAUUGUAAUGGCGUUGCAAUCAAAGCUAGCAAAUAUGUCGAAUCACUUCAAGAGUGUCUUGGAAGUUCGCUCUGAGAAUAUGAGGGAGGAGCAGAGCAGGCGGCAGCAAUUCACUCAAGGAUCUGUCUCCACCAUGCUCCCCCCGAGCGUUGUUUCGGGAAAACAGGGCUCGUUGCUGCUGCAAGAGGAAGUCUCCAGCAAUUCGGUCGCGAUCGAUCUCGAACCAGCAAUGAAUCAUCAACUAAUGCAACAAGCUAUGCAAGACGAUACCGAUGCGUACGUCCAGUCGAGGGCUGAGACCAUGCAAAACAUCGAAUCUACUAUUGUCGAGCUGGGUGGAAUUUUCCAGCAACUGGCGCAUAUGGUGAAGGAGCAAGAAGAGAUGGUCGAGAGGAUAGACAGUAAUAUAGAGGACACUGAGUUGAACGUGGAAGCUGCACACACCGAGAUAUUAAAGUAUUUUCAAUCGGUGACGAGUAAUAGGUGGCUGAUGAUAAAGAUAUUCGCGGUUCUGAUAUUUUUCUUUAUAUUUUUCGUUGUGUUCUUGGCAUAAGACAGCAGGCUACCGGCGAUAAUCGUUCGUAUAAUUUAUAUUUCUUACGCUCUAUCAUUUGUAUCUGUUAUUUGUGAUACACGAUAAAAGGAAACGGCCGCCAGGCAGGACGAUUUUUUAUAAAGCUGCGACGCGUGUAUGCAUGUGUAGGCUGAACGAAAGGUAUUUCGUGCAUUCCUUGCCCUUCCUCUGAAUUGUGAAUAUUGUAAGUAUUGUUCAAACAUCGCGUUUCUUGUAUAUCGCAUGAUACACGAACUGUAAAAAGGAGAUAUUUCUAUAAUAAAUCUAUCAUUUUCA